This is a messenger RNA of Cyclopterus lumpus (lumpfish), 897 nucleotides long. RefSeq names its product MANSC domain containing 1 (gene mansc1). The record is from RefSeq and is a predicted model, not a curated record. The coding region runs from base 1 to 897 and encodes 298 amino acids. NCBI's taxonomy places the organism in Eukaryota, Metazoa, Chordata, Actinopteri, Perciformes, Cyclopteridae. The transcript has 4 exons.
AUGGACACCCGCGUGGUCCGGUCGGAGAGGGACUGCGUGCUCGCCUGCUGCUCAGAGGACGUGAAGCCAGGCGCCAAAUGCAACAUGGCCGUGUUCAACGGCAACAAACACGCCGGGGACGAUAACUGCUUCCUGUUCCACUGCCAGGCGGAGCAGGACUGCCCCUUAAUGAAGGCCCAGGACGGCAUCAACACCUACGACAUCUACAAGGGUUUGAUUCAUCCGACCACAGUCAGACCUUUGACCGUGAUGUUCACCACGGAACAAACCACCACCACCUCCGCCACACCGACGACUCUAUCAGCGGUCAUCGUCCCCAAAGGCGCCGUCCAGUCCGACCUGUCCGACCAGUCCGACCUGUCCGACCAGUCCGACCUGUCCGACCAGUCCGUUCAGUCCAACCAGUCCGUCCAGUCCGACCAGUCCGUUCAGUCCGUUCAGUCCGUUCAGUCCGUUCAGUCCGACCAGUCCGUUCAGUCCGUUCAGUCCGUUCAGUCCGACCAGUCCGUUCAGUCCGUUCAGUCCGUUCAGUCCGUUCAGUCCGACCGGUCCGACCAGUCCGACCAGUCCGACCAGUCCGUCCAGUCCGACCAGUCCGACCUGUCCGUCCAGUCCCACCAGUCCGUCCAGUCCGUCCAGUCCCACCAGUCCGUCCAGUCCGUCCAGUCCCACCAGUCCGUACAGUCCGCCCUCCAGAACUCAAGCGUCGGCCGGGGGAAGCCGGCGUUGGCGGUGGCCUCGCGGGGGGCGGUGAAGAGCGGCGUGGUGGCGUUCAUGGUGUUGGGGCUCGCCGUACUCACGCUGGCUCUGGCUGUCGGCGGCCGGAAGGCGAUGGAGUCCUUCGACAGGCGGCACUACACGAGACUGGAGCUCAACGACCUUCACUACGAGGUGUGA